Messenger RNA from Gigantopelta aegis, 3987 nucleotides. RefSeq names its product lymphotoxin-alpha-like. The record is from RefSeq and is a predicted model, not a curated record. Gene Ontology annotation, cellular component: membrane. Bases 1176 to 1991 code for a protein of 271 amino acids. Gene Ontology annotation, molecular function: tumor necrosis factor receptor binding. NCBI's taxonomy places the organism in Eukaryota, Metazoa, Mollusca, Gastropoda, Neomphalida, Peltospiridae. Gene Ontology annotation, biological process: immune response. The transcript has 5 exons.
GCCGGCUCUUAUGACCAUGACAGGCGUGCGCUACAACAGCUUGUUCUGAAUGUGCACAUAAAACACUUUGACCUGACCUUCGUUUAUAAAGGAGCGGGAAUGCGGAAGUAAACAGGAAACACAUUUUUAUGUUUACAUAUAUAUGCGUGUUCGUGUUUGUAAAAAUACUGAAAUCUGUGUUACCAUAUGCAGUGUAUUUACAAAGCGCGGUAGUAGCUAACCUAAUUAUAGAUUAUUUGUCGCUGACCUGAUACGAAAUGUACUGUGUAAACUGAAAAUGAAUCUGGAAAAAGAUUUAAUUUUUUAAAGAAAUAUAAUAAUAAUAAUAAUUUAUAAAGUAAAUAAAUACAUAAAACACUUAGAUAUAAACACUACAAAUAUAGUCAAUCCAAAUAAUACACUUGCAUUUCUUAUCGUUUGUAGAGUAAAAAAAUCAGCGUGACUUGCGACUAGCACGUUCGACGAUUGAAUAACUGGUGUGGGGAACCCAGCCUUUAUAUACCCACCGGCUGUUGAAAUGAAACAAGUUGAAACAUGUACGAAGUCGCAGAUCAUUAAUUUUAUUUAUCAACAAACAGUAACAUCACAACUUAAAUUGACUGAUACUAUGUUGGACCGUAUUCUCAAAACCUAACCUCUUGUUUGUACAUACUGCAUUAUAUAAUAAAUCACGUUGGGUUGGGAUAUCAAUACAUUACCAUACAAUAGUCUACACUGUAUACCCUACUAUACACCAUAUAUCCUAUUUAAGACGAGGGUGGGGCCCUACCACAAAGGGAAAACAACAGGAAAGGAGGGUUCUAUUUUUAGCUUUGGGAAACCCGAAACGGUAGUCAUUUAUCUCGAAAUAGAUCCACAGUAGUCUAGUGUACACCGUUGGACGGUGACAUAAAGAAAGCAGGUGACCGUGUUGGGUUUAUUUCUCUCUUCCUGUCAUUACACGAACAGUGACGUGUGGUUCAGAAAUUCCCCUUUUAAUUUUAGACUGCACAUCAUCGGUAAUUCCAUUCCAAUAGUGAUAGCUUAGUCCAGUUUGUUUCAAAUUCUGAGAAGUGACUGUUCUGGACAAUUCACUUGCUUUUUUUACCUUUGCUUUUCUGGUACAACGACGAAAAAGGGUGGUUCUCUAGCAGGGAGCUAAAUUCUUCUCGUGACAGUUUUACCCAACACGCAGAAUGUUUCCAAUUAGUAAGUCUGUGGUCAUUGUCCUGACGGUUCCAAAUGUGAUGCUGCUCUCUGUCGUGGUGUAUAAAACAUCACAGCUGUACACGGAACUGGACUCUACCAUCUUCAGUAACUCGGAGAUCUGUCACAAGGUCACGUGUAUACCAGGAGAGACAUGCUGUGACGUCACUGCAACCAAAAAAACCGUCAAUGGUUCUUUGUAUUGUUGUUACCAUGACUACGAGGAACGUGUUCGUAGUAUUAUGCUAGAGCAACUGGACCAAAAUUAUGAAAGAGAUAUCAAAAAUGAUGACCAUCUCCAGAGGGUGAGGAAAGUUGCUGCUGUUGUAAACGAAGACAAAACUCAACAGAAACCCGCUGCUCAUCUUCAGAUGGACCUUGAUGCACGGUAUGACAAGGAUAAACAUAUCCCAGCUGUCCGGUGGAAAUCAAAUGGGAAGAGAUCGUUUGUGAAAGACGGACUCACUGUCGUUGAGGAAGGGAUUCGGGUGGAGAAAGAAGGGAACUAUUUCAUCUACAGCAAUGUCGUGUUUUACGGUAACCAGACUAAGGAACUCGAUUUCGCCAGACUUUGUCAUUACCUGUACAAACGCGUCCCCACGAUACGAAGGUCUAAAGUCCAACAGCUGUCGUCCAACCCCCAGUCGACGUGUAAAAUUCGACGAGGAAAGCCCGCCUUCGCGACAUCCUACAUCGGUGCUGUCUACCAUCUGGAGGCCGGGGCCACGGUGAUGGUGAAGACGUCGUCGGUGGAUAGACUUGUCAAACAGCCACAGUCGACGUACUUCGGAAUGUACAUGAUUUAAUAGUUCCCGUGUGUAGAGACCGCUGGUGUUCACUGUUCAUCUAAAGUUUGUUUUGUUUAAGGACACCACUAGAGCGCUCAUUGACUUAUCAUUGACUUAUAGGAAUGUUUGGAAUGUUUUACUCGUAGUCGUAGAGAAGAAACACCACUAGAGCGCUCAAUGACUUAUCAUUGACUUAUAGGAUGUCAAAUGUCAAACAUUUGGAUUGUUUUACUCGUACUUAGAGAAGAAACAUGUUUCCAUCAGCAGCAGGUCAUCUUUUGUGUACAUUUUCCCCAGACAGGACAGCACAUACCACGGUCUUUGAUAUACCAGCCGUGGAAGCUAAACCGCCAGUGGAACAAUGAACCCUGGUAGUGGCUGCAGUGUUCACCGUUUGUGUUCUUCUGAUAACCUAUAGUGUAACAAUGAACACUGGUAGUGGCCGCAGUGUUCACCGUUAGUUUUCUUCUGAUAACCGAUAGUGCAGCAAUGAACACUGGUAGUGGCCGCAGUGGUCACCGUUAGUUUUCUUCUGAUAACCGAUAGUGCAACAGUAAACACUGGUAGUGGCCGCAGUGUUCACCGUUAGUGUUCUUCUAAUAACCGAUAGUGCAACAGUGAACACUGGUAGUGGCCGCAGUGUUCACCGUUUGUGUUCUCAUAACCGAUAGUGCAACAAUGAACACUGGUAGUGGCCGCAGUGUUCACCGUUAGUGUUCUUCUGAUAACCGAUAGUGCAACAAUGAACACUUGUUAGUGGCCGCAGUGUUCACCGUUAGUGUUCUUCUGAUAACCGAUAGUGCAACAAUGAACACUGUUAGUGGCCGCAGUGUUCACCGUUAGUGUUCUUCUGAUAACCGAUAGUGCAACAAUGAACACUGGUAGUGGCUGCACUGUUCACCGUUAGUGUUCUAAUAACCGAUAGUGUACCAAUGAACACUGGUAGUGGCUGCACUGGUCACCGUUAGUGUUCUUCUAAUAACCUAUAGUGUACCAAUGAACACUGGUAGUGGCUGCAGUGUUCACCGUUAGUGUUCUUCUAAUAACCGACAGUGCAGCAGUGAACACUGGUAGUGGCCGCAGUGGUCACCGUUAGUUUUCUUCUAAUAACCGAUAGUAUAACAAUUCGAACACCAAUGAUUAUGACAUUUAAUUCUUUUAAUUGGGAGAUUUUCUGCAUUGUUGUGGUGGGCUGUUAAUCAGCGGUAGAACGUUUGACUGACGUGCACUGGAUUUUCCCAUUCCAAUCAAUCCUCACACAAUUGAUAUAUCAAAGGCAGCGAUAUGUGCUAUUAUAAAUCUGUGGAAUGUGCAGGCUCGUAGGAACAGCUGCCCCCCCCCCCCCCCCCCCCCCGUUUCUGCGGGCCUGAGUAUAUUGUAUUUAAUGUACGUCUUCAUCAUUUUUGUAUGUUUACUUGCCACAGUUAAAAACUAUUUUUCAUCCGGUGUGUAGUGCCUAUACACAUUUGUCGCAAUGUGAUACUUUUUUCAUGCAACUUUGUAUUCCAUACCAUAUCAUGGCAGCCUGAUGCAUAAACUUGAAGUUACAAAGGUACCGAGGUACGUUUUAAUCCCGUAAUUAUGCGAGUCCGUCUAUUGUUAUCCAAGAACGCUUUGAUUGGGAUUUUCAACGGGACAUUAUUGGUAAACGUGAUGUUUGCCCAAAUUUAAGAAAAUUUCCCGAAUCUGACUGAACACAUUUAUUCCUACUGGUAUUAUUUCAAAACAGCUAGAUAAGUUACAAACGAAUCACGAUGCAUUUGUACAUGGAUUACAACUAAUUUUGUGGGUAGAUUGAUGGAAAUACAUGGUGAAACGGUUUCAGGCCAGCUCAUUUUGCCCGAAUAUCUCCAUCGUUUUUGCCGGAAUUUAAGGAUUUGCUCCAGCAUUGGGGUUUUACUAAUGAUAAUGUGUUUGUUUAGUCUCUCAUAUCUCCAUAAGGAGUGGCCUUUAUAUUGUUUUACUGUGUGUAUAUCCAGUGAGAUUUCAAUAAAAUAUUUAUACAUCUGCCUUA